AUGCAUGAGACAUCCCAAAACGAGUUGGUGAAACUGAUUCCCCAGCUUGCCAUCCCAUACUAUUAUGACGAUGGGCUACCUCUGUACUUUACCAGAGAAGGUCGAGCUGGAUCCCAGUUCAAGGCGAAGAAGGUAGCGGACGAGUUUGCGGAUUAUCUCGAGUGGUAUUAUGAAACCAAUCCCGAUGCAGAGGAUCGCCCCGUCAACGACUUUGUCAGAGAGUUUGCUCUCCAACACCAGUUGAUCACCGAGGAUGAACGGGAUUGGGCCCCGCAGGCUGUCCGCGAGGUGGAACUGUGGAUCGGCACAAGUACCGAUCAAGCCUCGUCCAAGCAUUUGUCGUAUUUCAUCACAGAGCGCAAUCUGUACAUGAAAGGUGGGUACGAUCGGAUCGUCAACUGGACUGCGGAGCCUCUCCGCGCCGAUCCCAGCAUCAUCCGACAGAACCACCAAGUCGAAAAUGUGGAGUGGAGCGAAGACGGGGCCGACCAGGCCCGAGUUCAAUACAAGGAUGUCGAAGGAAACAUCGGGUUCCUCGAAGCAGACGCAGUGAUUAUGGCCAUCCCCUUGGGCGUCUACCAUCAUGAUCUCAUUUCCUUCACUCCGCCUUUGCCGAGUGACAUCCAAGAGGGCAUGUCCAGGUUCAGCUACGGCGCCCUGGGCAAGGUAUUUUUCGAGUUUGCCGAUGUUUUCUGGUCAAAGGACAACGAUCAGUUUGUCUUUUACCCAUCUCCAGAGGAGUCGGAUACGUCAUCCAAAUCAUCCAUGGACUCUCAGACCAGCAUGAGUUCCAUCAUUGAAAAGGACAACAUCCUCAACUACGCCACUGUGACGAUCAAUCUGUGGAUUAUGACGGGGGCCAACGAGCUUUGCGUACAGAUCGCGGAACCACUUACUCAACGCAUCGAAGCCAUGCAAGAUCCCAAGGAGAUAUACGCAUUUUUCGAACCGCUUUUCAAGUUGUAUCGCACAGAGCCAUACAAGGCUCUGCCCCGGUUGAUCAAUAUUGAAACAACACAUUGGACCCAAGACCCACUGGCUGGAUAUGGCAGCUAUUCGGCCGACAAGGUCGGGGAUGACCCGGAGUUACUUAUCGGCGCCUUGGAGAAACACAAGGGAAGUCGGCUGCAAUUUGCGGGUGAGCAUUGCACUCUUGUUGGAAAUGGCUGCGUGCAUGGUGCGUUCAAGACGGGUGAAACCGCUGCUAUGAACCUACUCGCGAGCUUUGGCAUCCCGUUCGAUGGUGAGAAUGACAUCGGAAUGAAAUGA
This is a messenger RNA of Penicillium salamii, 1269 nucleotides long. NCBI's taxonomy places the organism in Eukaryota, Fungi, Ascomycota, Eurotiomycetes, Eurotiales, Aspergillaceae. The record is from the annotation of a GenBank genome assembly.